UCACACCUUCAGUUAUAAAAGCGGACUGCGCGCCGGAGUAGAACCCCCGCCCCCCCCUUCUCCAAUCGAUGUUACUCGCGCACACGUGCAAGCGCUCCCACGGCGCAGCAGUGCUUUACGGCUGAUUGCGACGACACGGGGCAGGCAAGCGAGCGGUGAUGGAAGCGGGGCAGACUAACGCCGUAAAAGGCCAGUGUGCAGGUGCGCCGCAACAAGGCGCCACGGUCAGCUUCCAUAACAUUCACUACAAGGUGACGCAGGGCGGAGGAUGUUUGUGCUGGGGGAAGAAGACCACCUCCAAAGAUAUCCUCUUUGACCUCAAUGGGAUCAUGAAGCCGGGGCUCAAUGCCAUCAUGGGAGCGACCGGAAGUGGCAAGUCGUCGUUCCUGGACGUUUUGGCUGCCAGGAAGGACCCGGCAGGGCUGUCGGGUGAAGUCCUCAUCGACGGCGCCCCUCAGCCUCCCAACUUUAAAUGUCUGUCGGGAUACGUGGUACAGGAUGACGUGGUGAUGGGAACGCUAACAGUCAGAGAGAACUUCAGCUUCUCCGCGGCACUCCGUCUACCGUCUAGUGUUCCUCAGGCCGUUAAGGAGCAGAAAGUGGUCCGACUGAUCCAGGAGCUCGGACUGAGCCGCGUUGCCGACUCCCGGGUGGGCACGCAGCUGAUUCGCGGCAUCUCGGGGGGUGAGCGGAAGCGGACCAACAUUGGCAUGGAGCUCAUCAUCGACCCCCCUGUUCUAUUCCUGGAUGAACCCACCACCGGACUGGAUGCUAGCACCGCCAACUCUGUGCUGAAACUGCUCAAAAGGAUGGCCAGCGGCGGGCGCACCAUCAUCCUUUCCAUCCACCAACCUCGCUAUUCCAUCUACCGCCUCUUUGACACCCUCACCCUGCUAGUGAACGGCAAACAGGUAUACCACGGUCUGGCGCGGAGUGCCCUGGCCUACUUUUCAGAAAUCGGAUACACCUGCGAGCCUCACAACAACCCCGCGGACUUCUUUCUGGACGUCAUCAACGGGGACUCCACCGCCGUCGGCAUCGGCAGCGCGGACGGAGAAGAGUUGGACUCGGUGUUGAAAUCCAGGCAGGGAAUCGAAGACACGCUGGUGGAAGAAUACAGGAACUGUCGUGACUUCAAACAGACCAAAGCGGAGUUGGAGAGACUCAUUCAGGGUAAGCAGGCCGGCUGCUCUGCUCCCUCCAGAACAAUCACCUACAAUACCGGCUUCCUGACGCAGUUCCGCUGGGUGCUUAAGAGGACAUUCCGCAACCUGCUGCUCAACCCGCAGACCUCCGUCGCUCAGGUUGCAGUUACGUUGUUCCUGGCUCUGGUUGUUGGGGCCAUUUUCUUCAAUGUCCAGGAUGACCAGAGUGGGAUCCAGAACAGAUUUGGCGCCCUCUUCUUCAUCACCGUCAACCAGUGUUUCAGCUCCUUGUCGUCGGCCGAGCUCUUCAUCGCAGAGAGGAAACUCUUCAUUCACGAGUAUAUAAGCGGUUACUACCGCGUGUCCGUCUACUUCCUGUCCAAGAUCCUCUCGGACAUCCUCACGUUGCGGACCAUCCCCGCCAUUGUGUUCAGCUGCGUGGCCUACUUCAUGAUUGGUCUGAAACCGACGGCGGAGGCCUUCUUCCUCUUCGUGUUCACUGUGAUUCUGGUGGCCUACACCGCCACCGCCAUGGCACUGGCCAUCUCUGCCGACCAGACAGUGGUGGCCAUCGCCAACAUCUUCAUGACCAUCGCCUGCGUCUUCAUGAUGAUCUUCGCAGGCCUGCUGGUCAAUCUUCCCUCCAUCGUCAGCUGGCUGGCUUGGUUGAAAUACUUGAGCAUACCUCGCUAUGGCCUCGGCGCUUUGCAAGUCAACGAGUUCUACGGGCUGGACUUCUGCCAGGGCCUCAACAGCAGUAGUCUUCCGCCGGGGAUAAUUUGCAGGGGGCAGGACUUUUUGGACGAGCAGGGCGUGGAAUACUCCGCGUGGAGCUUCUGGCAGAACCACGUGGCCCUCGGGGUCAUGACCCUGUGCUUCCUCGCCAUCGCUUACCUAAAGCUGCGCUUCAUCAGGAAGUUCACCUAGACCGGCGGCUGAGGCGCAGCUGAACACAAAAACAGAACUUGACCUCCUGCACCAGAGUCCGAACGGCGUAAGCGAACGGCGACUUACCGCUUUUUUUUUUUUUCGUUUUUUUUCGCACACAAAAAUAAAAAUGCACAACUUUCACAUCCACAUUUAAUUGCUUGGAUUAGAAUUUUUUUUGGUAUAUUUUAACACGACUUUGUUUUAUUGUUCAUUAUAGUAUCAUUUUCACGACUUGUCUUGUACUUCUACAUAUUUUGUAAUUUACAAUUACAUAUUUAGUAUAAAUACU
Molecule: messenger RNA, 2364 nt
Organism: Syngnathoides biaculeatus (alligator pipefish)
Lineage: Eukaryota; Metazoa; Chordata; Actinopteri; Syngnathiformes; Syngnathidae
Gene: abcg2a
Product: ATP-binding cassette, sub-family G (WHITE), member 2a
Exons: 19
Coding region: 159-2072 (637 amino acids)
Cellular component (GO): plasma membrane
Molecular function (GO): ATP hydrolysis activity; ATP binding; ABC-type transporter activity
Source: RefSeq, a predicted model, not a curated record